CUCCCCUAAGAGGACACGUCUCACCUGCGUAGACAGCUGUUGGUCGUCGACAUGCAGUGUGCUGGUUGAGCUGUUCAGAAAGAGCUCAGUGGAGAGGGAACCAACGGAGCACCCAGAGCAGACACAACCGAAACAUACCAACACGCCUGAGUAACAAUGAGUGAACUUUUGAGAGGGACCUCGCCCCCGGAGCUGAGCCUUAUUCUCCUGGGGAACCUCGGGUGUGGAAAGACGUCCUCGGCAGACACCCUCCUGGGCCAGCUGUCCCUCAGCUCCCCCAACGCCUACAGGAGCUGCCAGCUGCGACAGGGCACCACCGAGGACAGGAGCGUGGCGGUGGUGGAGGCGCCGAGAUGGUACUGGAGCGGCAGCAAGAUGGAGGACAGCGUGAGGAAGGAGACGCAGCGAGCGAUGACGCUGGUCCCAUCAGGCCCACAUGCCAUUCUGCUGCUGGUGCCUGUGAACCAAUUCACAGAGAUUGAGUGUCUUGUGCCUGCAGAGCUGGAGGAGACGUUUGGGGAGGAGGCGCUGGAUCACACCAUCGUCCUGCUGACCUGUGGGGACUAUUUGAUAGGAAAAACAGUGGAGGAAUACCUGCAGACAGAACACCAAGGUCUGAGGAAGAUGAUCGCGCUCUGCGGGGGGAGGUACCACGUCUUCAAUAACCGCCAGCGACAGAACAGGGAGCAGGUCAGCGAGCUGCUGGAGAAGGUGGACAAUAUGGUGAAAACAAAUGGUGUUUUCUAUAUGAAAACUGCCCAGGAGAGAGAGAUGGCUCAAAGAGUGAAGGAAAGAAAGCAAGAACUUCUGGCAAGUUCCAGAUCUCAAAAGUAUGAGAGAAGAGAGACCGUCACUUCAACGCACAUCCCAGACACGGAGACACUGAGGAGUGAGGAGUACAGCGCCACCUCGGAGAGGCAAGAGAGGCAAGAGAGGCAAGAGAGGCAAGAGAGGCAAGAGAGGCAAGAGAGGCAAGAGAGGCAAGAGAGGCAAGAGAGGCAAGAGAGGCAAGAGAGGCAAGAGAGGGAAGAGAGGCAAGAGAGGGAAGAGAGGGAAGAGAGGGAAGAGAGGGAAGAGAGGGAAGAGAUGCUAGAGAGGCAAGAGAGGGAAGAGAGGGAAGAGAGGGAAGAGAUGCUAAAGAGGCAAGAGAGGCAAGCGAGGGAAGAGAGGGAAAAGAGGCAAGAGAUGCUAAAGAGGCAAGAGAGGCAAGCGAGGGAAGAGGGGGAAAAGAGGCAAGAGAGGGAAGAGAGGCAAGAGAUGCUAAAGAGGGAAGAGAGAGAAGAGAGGCAAGAGAUGCUAAAGAGGGAAGAGAGAGAAGAGAGAGAAGAGAGGCAAGAGAUGCUAGAGAGGGAAGAGAGGGAAGAGAGGCAAGAGAUGCUAAAGAGGCAAGAGAGGCAAGCGAGGGAAGAGAGGGAAAAGAGGCAAGAGAGGCAAGAGAGGCAAGAGAUGCUAAAGAGGCAAGAGAGGCAAGAGGGGGAAAAGAGGCAAGAGAUGCUAAAGAGGGAAGAGAGGGAAGAGAGGGAGGAGAUGGAUGGAAGUGUGGGUGUGAGCCAGAGAUUCAAUGGACUACAUUCAAGUCCAGCACCAGAGCCACAAAAUGACAGGCCGGCCAGCAGGCCGAACAGUUUCAGACUGAAUGCAGAUGGAGCUAUACUCUCACAAAUGUCUGAAGUUAAAUCGACUCCAAAAGUGAUCACAACUUUUCACCACAGAAUGAACAGCUUCGAAGAGAGAUCCCCCGAGGCGUCUCCUACCUCCUCUCCUCCUUCACCCGUCUUUUCCUCCUCCUCGUCGCCGACCUUCGACCCCUCUCCCGCCUUGUUCCCCUCACCCGCCUCUCCUUCCUCAUUCGCCGAAUCGCCCUCGCCUUCGUCCUCUCCGGAGCUGCGCCUGGUGCUGCUCGGGCGAUCUGGAGCGGGGAAGAGUGCCGCUGGCAACAACAUACUGGGGCGGGAGGGGUUUGAAUCCCGGCCGGACAGCCUCAGCGCCAUCACUCAGGAGUGUGAGAAAAAGAAAGCGCUGUUUGAAGGAAGACGGGUGGCGGUGGUGGAUACCCCAGACUGGUUCAACUCAGAGAAAACUCCAGAUGAGGUGCGAGCUCAGAUCUCCUCCUGCGUGGCGUUGUCCAGUCCUGGUCCACACGCCUUCCUCCUGUGCGUCCCCUUAGACCAGCCUGCAAAGACCGAGCUGCAGUCCCUCGAGGCCCUCGAGGCCGUCUUUGGCCCCGAGGCGGUCCAGAGACACACUCUGCUGCUCUUCACUUUCGCAGAUAAACUGAGGGAGAGCAAGAAGGCGGGGAACGACGGCGUGGAGGCGUACAUUGCCGGUCAGCGGGUGGAUUUGUUGAACCUCGUGGAGAAAUGCGGGGACAGGUUUCAUGUGCUGGAGCAGGGAGGAGGUGGGGGGGGCGACGGCAGGAGUGUGGCAGAGCUGCUGGAGAAGGUGGAUCAGAUGGUGAAGGAAAGUGGAGGACAGUGCUACUGCCAUCCUGCCUUUCAGGAGGCGGAGAACAAAGUGAGGCAGAGGCAGGUAGAGAUAGCGAUGGAGAGACGGAGGAGCAAACAAGAGCCAGAGAGGCAGCUCAGCGCUAAAAGGCGGGCGCUUUAUCCCUACAUGCAGCCUCUGGCUGAGGAAGUGAGAGAGGAUGAGAUUGAGCAAACCAGGAAUGAGGCGGAGAUGAGUGUAAGAACGAUGAACAUCGAGAGCCUUCCUGCCAUGACACGUGCCACCUUGUCCCCUUCACUUCUCCACUCCGUCAUGGAGAGAAUUAAGUCGAGCGCCAACAUGGUACCCCAACUGUUGGCGGAUAGCUCUGUGUGGGUCGGCGAGGGAGCAAAGAAGGUGCAGGGUAGUCCUGUUUGGGGGACAGUCGGCGCCGGAGCACAAAGCGCCCACAAGAAGCUUGUUGAAAGUGCCGUGUGGGGGAAGGUGGGCGAGGGCGCCGGACAUGUGUCCAAACUGGUAGGAGCUCGAGUUCCCAAGGUGCUGGUGGACGGUUCUGCGUGGGUGGGCUCUGGAGCAAAGUCAGUCGCGGCGAGUCCAAUGUGGGGGAAAGUGGGAUCGGGGGCCACAGUCGUGGCGGACAGGUCCAAGCGUGUCGGAGCUGAGAUUGGAGCCGGGGCAAAGAAUUUGGCGCAGAGUCCCAUGUGGGGAAAAGUGGGAUCCGGGGCCAAAACUGGAGCUAAACUGAUGGCUGAAGGCUCUGUGCGACUUGGGGCCGGCAUCGGUGCCGGUGCAAAGAAGGCGGCGCAGAGUCCAGUGUGGGGGCAAGUUGGUGCCGGGGCCAAAGCAGGGGCCAAAAUGGUGGCGAACAGCUCUGUGUGGGAGAAAAUUGGAACUACUGCAAAACAAGUGCCCAUGGAAGUGAUCGGGGGCGCACUGCUGGGUCUGGUGCUCGGCGUGGUUUUGUUGGGGGUGAUCGGCGGAGCUAUCGGGGCCGCCGCCGGGUCUGUGGGAGCCGCGGCGUUCAGAUGGAAAUACGGCGACAAAAGCUUGAUAAAAAAGAGGCAAACUGCAGCAAAGACCUUGGAGGGAACAGUAAACGACAGCAUGGACUCUCUGGCGGUACAAGGACAGAAAAUAUUGAAAACGGAAUGAUCGAAAACUGAACAGAUCGUUUAAAAUGUUUAACGAAUGUGAAAACUCAGUGGCACAUAUGGUUUCGUUUUUAUUCUGAUAGAUUGAUAAUCUUUGUUCCCUUCUCUUCACCAAUAUGCCACACGUUAAUUUCAAACUUCAAUAUCAUUCUAUUAUCUGCUUAAGUUUCCUUCCAGCGUCUAAUGAAUGAGGAUGACUUUUUUACUUUUUUUUUUAAAAGGCGAAGGUUACUCGCACUAAACUUGUUUCAAUCAAAUGUGUGAGUGAAAAGGAUACGGUUUGUCUUUUCUCGAUGUGUCAAAUAAUAAAAAUAAAAUGUAUCUUCA
This is a messenger RNA of Pseudoliparis swirei, 3923 nucleotides long. RefSeq lists its product as uncharacterized. The record is from RefSeq and is a predicted model, not a curated record. Lineage: Eukaryota; Metazoa; Chordata; Actinopteri; Perciformes; Liparidae. The coding region runs from base 157 to 3597 and encodes 1146 amino acids. The transcript has 8 exons. Gene Ontology annotation, molecular function: GTP binding.